AUGAAUUCAUUCAUUAUAUUUAUAUUCUUUAUCAAAUGCCAUCUGAUUGUAGAUGCGGUUGAACUAAGAAUCGAGACAACAUAUCAAGCAGAAGACAAUAAUCUGGAAACUGAGGAACAUGCGCAAUGUAAAGCAUGGAAAUUGUGGGAACGAACGAGAAAUGAACAUAUCGAUUUAUCUCCUCAAGAUAUUGAUGUUCUAUCAAGUCGAAGAAGCGUUGUACAAAUUCUCAAUAUACGUGAUGCGGAAGCAUAUGACAUACCAGAAGAUCUUCUACAUCAGUACAAGCCGAUUAUUGUGAACUUUGAAGAGAUCUGCCGCUUCCAUGCAAGAAUUCUACGUAUAACUUCGCGUAAGGUAGCUGUACGCUAUCGAGUUGAUACGACCAGGUUAUGCUUUUCCGAAUCGAAUGAUACAAAUAUACUAGAGGAAGAAACGAAUGAUGACGUAAGUUGGCUGAAUGACACUAUAGCCAUGUUAGAGUAUCAACCUGAUAUGGAUCUCAAUCUGUUACGACUUCAUCAAUCCAUAGCUAUAUUCAGGAAGAGCAUUUGUACGAACAGUACAUUAGAUGAGCCACUUGAUAUUCAAUACUACAAAGAAAAAUAUGGAAAUUUCGGUUUUAACGUGUCUGUCAUCGGAGAGAAUGUAGAUAAGCUUAUUGAGAAAGUGCGAAAUACCGCAAGACUGGAUGAAGUGUUCAAGUUAUUUGAGGAAAUGUCGCUAUCUGAACAACGUCCAUUUCCUGCAACGCAACUAUUACCCUGGCUUAAACAUGUCAAAUACGAUUCAAGAACUCCACCUGUCAUAUUCCAAGGUGAUCAAGUUGUUGUCAAGAUUGGGCUGCACAUACAAUCUAUGAGCAACUUUGAGCUAUCAACUAUGGAUUAUAACGUUGAUGGAUGGAUUCGAAUGGCUUGGUUAGACCCACGAUUGUGCCAUUCAUUCAGUCGACCUGUAGUAAUCAAUGAAUACACUUUUCUGAAGAAAAUCUGGCGUCCUGAUCCUAUCUUCAAGAAUUCGAAAGCUGCAGCCUUUCAUAUGGUCAGCAAUCUGAACUUUUACAUGUUCAUCUUUCCGGAUGGAUUGGUUUUCCUUGACUUACGAGUUCACCUAAAGCCUACUGUUGGAGAAAUAGUCCUAUGUAAAUAUCCUCAUGAUAAGCCGGCUUGUUCUUUGAAAAUCAGUGCAUUGGGAUUCACUCAAGAUGCUGUUCGUUUCGAAUGGUUUUCUGAUCAUCAUCAUGCAAUCCGCUUAAACCAAGACGUGCAAAUUCCGGAGUUGGUCUUGAUGAAGUACACAGCUGAGUAUUGCGAUGGCCAUCGUAAAUCUGGGAACUACUCAUGUUUGGAAGCUAAGUUCUAUAUGCAGAGACAGAUUGGUUAUCACAUAGCACAAACUUAUAUUCCGACCGCUCUAUGUGUUCUUUUCUCAAUGAUUUCUGUGUGGCUACCAGAAGAGUUUGUUGAAGGAAGAAUUUUCGUGUCGUUGACUGUGUUCUUAACAUUGAGUGCUGAAAGCAAUUCUGCCAAAGAAGAUUUACCAAAGGUGUCAUACAUUAAGGCUAUUGAUAUCUGGUUUGGAUUUACAUCUUCCUUCGUGUUUCUAACGAUGAUUCAAGCUUUAACAGUCAUUACAUUAGAACAUUGGAGUCGAAAAUUGAGAAAGAAAUGUGAGAAGAAUGUCGAUGAGUUCAGUCGUUAUAAGAUAGCGAUGAUGAUGUUAAAUAGUCAUUAUUAUCAUAAAUUAGGACGUAAUUUGGAUACAUUUUGCAAAGUGAUGUAUCCUGUCUUCUUCCUGCUCUUUCUAAUGAUAUAUGGGUUUGUCAUCACACAAGGUGAUGAGGAUAAAUGCAUUCAGAACAAUUUAUAA
Molecule: messenger RNA, 1872 nt
Organism: Auanema sp. JU1783
Lineage: Eukaryota; Metazoa; Nematoda; Chromadorea; Rhabditida; Rhabditidae
Source: the annotation of a GenBank genome assembly